Paramecium tetraurelia is the source of this 15945-nucleotide messenger RNA. RefSeq lists its product as uncharacterized. NCBI's taxonomy places the organism in Eukaryota, Ciliophora, Oligohymenophorea, Peniculida, Parameciidae. The record is from RefSeq and is a predicted model, not a curated record. The transcript is spliced from 5 exons.
AUGUGUACUACACCAACUAAUUGUUUAUCUUGUGAUUCAGGAAAUUAUUUAAAUAUAUUAACUCACCAAUGUUAAUCUACUUGUGAUAGUAAUUGCUAAACAUGUUAAACUACAACCACACAAUGUUUAACAUGUGAUUCUGGAAAUUAUUUAAAUUCAUCAACUAAUUAAUGUCAAUCAAGUUGCGAUAGUAAUUGCGCAACUUGUUUAACUACUACAACGUAUUGUUUAUCUUGUGAUUCUGGGAAUUAUUUAAAUUUAUCAACCCAUCAAUGUUAAUCAACUUGCGAUAGUAAUUGCGCAACUUGUUAAACUACAACAACAUAUUGUUUAACAUGUGAUUCUGGGAAUUAUUUAAAUUCGUCAACGAAUCAAUGUUAAUCAAGUUGCGAUUCCAAUUGCCUGACUUGUUAAAAUACAACUGCAUACUGUUUAUCCUGUGACUCUGGUAAUUAUUUAAAUUCAUCCACUAAUCAAUGCUCAUCAAAUUGUGAUAGUAAUUGUGCAACUUGUUAAAAUACAACAACCUACUGCUUGUCUUGCGAUUCAGGUAAUUAUUUAAACGAAUCAACUCAUACAUGUUAAUCAACUUGCGAUAGCAAUUGUUUAACUUGUUAGUCUACAAUAAUAUAUUGUUUAUCAUGUGAUUCAGGAAAUUAUUUAAAUUUAUCAACCCAUCAAUGCUAAUCGAGUUGUGAUACUAAUUGUUUGACUUGUUAAAAUUCAACUACAUAUUGUUUAUCCUGCGAUUCUGGAUAUUAAUUAAACUCAUCAACUCAUUAAUGUGAGUUAAUUUGUGAUAGUAAUUGCUUGACUUGUUAGACUACACCAACUAAUUGUUUAUCUUGUGAUUCAGGAAAUUAUUUAAAUUUAUCAACUCACCAAUGUUAAUCUACUUGUGAUAGUAAUUGCUAAACUUGUUAAACUACAACCACACAGUGUUUAACAUGUGAUUCUGGAAAUUAUUUAAAUUCAUCAACUAAUUAAUGUUAAUCAAGUUGUGAUAGCAAUUGUUUGACUUGUUAAAAUACAACAACCUAUUGUUUAUCCUGUGACUCUGGUAAUUAUUUAAAUUCAUCAACUCAUCAAUGCUCAUCAAGUUGUGAUAGUAAUUGCGCAACUUGCUAAAAUACCACAACCUACUGCUUGUCUUGCGAUUCAGGUAAUUAUUUAAACGAAUCAACUCAUUCAUGUUAAUCAACUUGCGAUAGCAAUUGUUUAACUUGUUAGUCUACAAUAAUAUAUUGUUUAUCAUGUGAUUCAGGAAAUUAUUUAAAUUUAUCAACCCAUCAAUGCUAAUCGAGUUGUGAUACUAAUUGUUUGACUUGUUAAAAUUCAACUACAUAUUGUUUAUCAUGUGACACAGGAUAUUAUUUAGACGAAUCCACUCAUUAAUGCUCAUCAAACUGUGAUUCAAAUUGCUAAUAAUGUUCAAUUACAACUACUCAUUGCACACAAUGCUUCUCAAAUUUUGUUUUGGAUAAUACUACUUUUUAGUGUAUUUUUGUUUGUGAUUCAAAUUGUUUAACAUGUUAAACAACUUAAACCAAUUGUUUAACAUGUAACUCUGGAAUGUACUUAAAUGAAGUUACUCAUCAAUGUUAGUCUUCUUGUGAUAUUAAUUGCCUCACUUGUGAGAAUACCAUAAAUACAUCAACUAACUAAUGUGUUUCUUCUUGUGAUCUAAAUUGCUUAACCUGUUCAAGCUCACCCACUUAUUGUUUAACUUGUGAUGUAGGAUCUUAUUUAAAUAUAUCUAAUCAUCAAUGCUAAUCUGUUUGUGAAUCAAAUUGUGCGACAUGCUAGACUCUAUCAACAUUUUGCUUAACAUGUACAAUUGGAAUGUAUUUGGAUUAAGCAACAAAUAUAUGUGAGUCUAAUUGCGAUGCUAAUUGUGCAACAUGCCAAACAACUACAACUCAUUGUUUAACUUGUAAUUCAGGUAUGUACUUAAAUCCAAGCACAAAUUUAUGCUAAUCAACCUGUGAUAGUAAUUGCUUAACUUGUUAAGGCACAACAACAUAUUGUUUGUUGUGUAAUGUUGGAUAAUAUUUAAAUGUAUCAAAUAAUUAAUGCCAAUCUACUUGUGAUUCAAAUUGUGCUACUUGUUAGACUUUAACAACUGAGUGCCUCUCAUGUCAGAGUGGCUGGGAAUUAAGAGGUUCUGGUACAGUUUGUUAUAUCAUAUGUGAUUCAAAUUGUAAAACCUGCGAAACAACUGCUGUUAAUUGUCUUACUUGUUAUGACUUGAUGUAUUUAAAUGUAUCGAAUAAUCAAUGUUAAUCUACUUGCGACCCAAAUUGUGCUACUUGUCAAGAUACGACAAUUCAUUGUUUGACAUGCGAUUCAGGAAUGUAUUUAAACCCAUCAAGCCAUUAAUGUUAAUCUACUUGCGAUACAAAUUGUGCUACUUGCUAAACAACAACUACUCAUUGCUUAACAUGUAAUCCUGGUUUAUAUGAAAAUCCUUCAACUUAAUAUUGUGAUGCCAAUUGCGAUGCAAAUUGUGCGACAUGCCAAAAUUUAACAAAUUAUUGUUUAACUUGUGCUUCUGGGAAAUAUUUUAAUUCAUUAACAAAUUAUUGUGAUUCAACUUGUGAUGCUAAUUGUGCUACUUGUUCAGGCACAACAAUCAAUUGCGUAUCCUGCGUUGUUGGAUAAUAUUUGAAUUCAACUACAAAAGUAUGCCAAUCCACUUGCGAUGCUACUUGUGAUACUUGUUAAGGCACUACUACUUAUUGUCUAACUUGUUAAGCUGGAAAAUAUUUAUUAUUAUCAAAUAAUACAUGCUCGGCAAGUUGCGACCCAACUUGCUUGACCUGUUAAACCACUACAACUCAUUGCCUCUCUUGUAACCCUGGAGAAUAUUUGAAUCCAUCUAAUAAUCAAUGCUAAUCUUCUUGUGAUCCAAAUUGCGACACAUGUUAAACAACUACCAAUCAUUGUUUAACUUGUUUCCCAGCUAAUUUGUUGAAUUUAUCAAAUAAUACCUGCUAGAAUACUUGUGAUGCUAAUUGUGCUACAUGCUAAACUUAUGCAAAUUAUUGUUUAACUUGUAAUAUUGGAAUGUAUAUGAAUUCAUCAGCACAUACAUGCUCAUCAACAUGUGAUGCUAUUUGUGCAACUUGUCUCUCAACAACUACGCACUGCUUGACUUGUAAUGCAGGCAUGUAUUUAAAUGAGACUACAAAUCUUUGCUAAUCCACUUGUGACUCAAAUUGUUUGACAUGUUAAACUACAACUACUAGAUGUUUAACUUGUAACACCAACUAUUACUUAAAUUUAUCAAAUAAUAUUUGCUAAAACACUUGCGAUGCAAAUUGUUUGACAUGUUAAGUAACUACAAUAAAAUGCAAGACUUGUAAUGCAGGGAUGUAUUUUAAUAAAUCAAGCUUUAUAUGCCAACCUUCUUGUGAUAUAAAUUGUGCUACUUGUUUGAUAACAACAACUAAUUGUUUAAGUUGCCCAGCAGGAACUUACUUAAAUGAAACUAAUAAUACAUGUGUAAAUACAUGUAAUUCAAAUUGUGCAACUUGUGAUAUUACCACAACCCAUUGUUUAACAUGUUUUUCAGGAUUUUAAUUAGAUACAAGUACAAAUAAAUGCACUGUUGUUUGUGAUUCAAAUUGUGCAACUUGCUUCAGCUAGCCAACACUUUGUACCUCUUGUUUUGAUGGAAUUUAUCUCAAUAAAACCACAAAUGUGUGUCAAACUGAUUGUGAUACGAAUUGUUUAACAUGCACAAUUUCAACAACAAAUUGUUAAUCUUGCUAUGAUGGUUAUAAAUUAAAUGAAACUACAUUUGUUUGCGAUUUAAUAUGCACAGAUAAUUGUUAAAGUUGUGUGAUAGAUCCAUCACAUUGCACUACUUGCUUUGAUUUGAUGUAUGUUAACCUUUCAAAUCACGUUUGCGAGUCAGCAUGCAACGUCAAUUGUGCAACAUGCAAAGACACAACUACAAAUUGCUUGACAUGCAGUUCAGGAUUGUAUUUAGAUAAUAUCACAGUCACAACUUCUGGUGUUUGUUUAGUAUGUCAUCCUCCAUGUGCCGUUUGCUAAUCUCCAUCACAAGUAGAAGUAUGUGUUGAUUGUUAAUAUCAUUAUUAUCUGGAUAAUACUUCAACAUGUUAAGCCUGUCAUCCUACUUGCUACAAAUGUACAGGAACUGCAGAUGUUUAAUGUUCUGAAUGUGCUCCAGGAGAUUUUUUAGUUGUAUCUGGAACUGAUAAAACUUGUCAUUCAUGCACAUAGCCCUGUUUUGAAUGUUCUUCAGAUUCAGUCUGCUUAUCUUGCAUUCCAUAAUAUUUUCUAAGUGGAACUAUUUGUUUACCCUGCACUCCACCUUGUUUUAACUGUGCCACAACAACGUCAACCUGUGUAGAUUGCUUUUUAAGUGAUUUUAGAGGUGUCGUUAGUGAUGUUUGUGUUUGUCUACCUCAUUAUUAUGAUCAAAAUAAUGGUGACAGUGUGUGCCUAAUUUGUGAUGCUAAUUGUAAGACAUGUGUUGAUGUACCUACUUAAUGUACAAGUUGUGAAAAUGGAUUUUAUCUGGAUGGCACUACUUGUAAUGCUUGUGACAUAUAAUGUAAAACUUGUUAAACCUCAGCAACAAACUGUACUUCAUGCGAUUUUGAUGUUUAUUUGAGAACUUUAUAUAAUAACUAAUGUAUUUGUGAUGAUGGAUUGUACUAUUCUGAUGCUUAACUUAUAUGUACAGCUUGCGUUUCACCAUGCUAUACUUGUUUGAGUGGUAAAGAUGGUAAUGGAGUAAACUAUGAUGGAAAUUAAUGUGUAACCUGUCUGCCUGAUAAUAAUAGAGCUGUUAAUAACACCACUAAAACUUGUCCUUGUCAAAUAGGAUUUUUUGAUGCCGGGUAUUUAGUAUGUUAAGCUUGUACUUCUUAUUGUGUUUCAUGUUUAACGGAUGAGUUGGAUUGUGAUUAAUGUAAACCAUCCACAUUCAGAGAUCCUGUCAAAAAAUGCUAAUGCUAAGAUGGUUACUUUGGAACAGAUCUUGUAUGUUAACCUUGCUCCUUUCCUUGUUUCCAAUGCGAGUUGUAAAGCGAUAGGUGCAUAGCAUGUGCAGUUGGGAGAGUAUUAAAUGGUAAUACAUGUGAUUGUGCUUACGGAUUUUAUGAAGAUUCUGAUGGAACUUGUUAAAGCUGUUAGAGUCCUUGUGCGUCAUGUGUCACUCUUCCAACAUUUUGUUAUAGUUGUGUUGCUGGAUAUUAUCAGCCACUCGGUGAAUUAUAAUGUUUAUCUUGUGUUGUACCUUGUGAAUAUUGUAAUCCCAAUGAUGGUGAAAAUUGUACAACUUGUCUUCCAAAUUAAAAUCGACAAGUCAAAAAUUAAGUCUGCGUUUGUAAACCAUCUUACUAUUAAAUGGAUAAUGUGACUCCAUGCAUCGCUUGUGAAAGUACAUGCUAUAAUUGUGAAAAUAAUGGAGAUGGCACUCAAUGUACUGAAUGCAGAGCAGGGGAUAAUAGAACGUUAAAUGCAAGUAAGUAAUGCGUUUGUAACCCCAAUCAUUUUUCAUAAAGCUCAUCUCCAGUCUGUGCACCAUGUAUAGCUCCAUGCUUAUCUUGCAUCGUUUCUUAAGCAUCACCACCACCUGAUGGUACUCAAUGUCUUACUUGCUAAACGGGAUAACACAGAGUAAUUGAUCUUGUUAACAAUAAAUGUCCUUGUGAUAGUGGAUAUUACGAAACUACUGGAGUAGUAUUGUGUAGUUUGUGUAUAUCUCCUUGCUUAGAAUGCAUAGAUAAUGGAACUGGAAAUGAAUGUACAUCUUGUGUUGCUGGUUCAAACCGUGUUGCUGUCGCAUAAGUCUGCGUAUGUGGUGACGGAUACUAUUAGGUCGGCGCAAGUGUUACUUGUAGCUAAUGUUAUUACACUUGUUAAAAAUGUUAGAAUUUACCCACAGAAUGCCAUUAGUGUGAUCCUUUAAAACAUCGUUUACUUUCUGGUUCGACUUGCAUAUGUUAAGAUAAUUAUUAUGAUAAUUUGAUGAAUGAUUCAGAUUGCAAACCUUGUACAAGCCCCUGUGAAUAAUGUUACACUUUCGCAGAUGGAACUAAAUGCAAAACAUGCUUGACUGGAAUGAAUAGACAUUUUUCUAAUUUUUAAUGCAUUUGCGAUGAUGGAUACUUUGAAAACAAUGGUAUAUGCAGUCUUUGUCACGUCACUUGUUUAACUUGUACAUCAUAAUCUACAUGUCAAACAUGCGACCUUACUAAAUAUGACUAACUUCCAUCCAAAAAUGGCUUGGCUUGUGUAUGUAAAUAAGGAUUUGAAAUGAAUUAAACAGGACAAUGUAUAUAAUCCUGCCCUAUGGAUUGUUUAACUUGCAAUGUUAAUACCUGUUUAACUUGUAAUAGUAACAGAGUCUUAUUAAAUGGAAGGUGUGUUUGUACUUUACCUGAUAACACCAGAUUUUGCAGAGCUUCUUGCUCAGAGAUUAACUUUGGAAAACUAGCUACAUCUUUACCUUCUCCAAGUUCGAACAAUUUAAUUGAUUAUCUGAAUGCUAAUUCAUUAUCUCCUACUGAUAUAGAAAUGGACGCUCUUAUUGACUCUUCUAUUUCAUGUUCUCUUCAAAGUUAGCUUGAAUAAGGUAUUAUUUCAACUGAUAAAAAUAACCAUAAUUCUCUACUGCUUAAAUAAUAAGAGAUUCAAAUUGAUCAAAGUCCUUUUGGCAAUUAAGCUUCCUAUUUUCAUUUUCUCAAGGACAAUGUUCGAUAUUUACUCUUCUAAAAAGAUGCUACUGUCUUAAACUUAAGAAUGGAAUACAAAUUUACUGUAGUUGCAGAUAGUGAAAAUAUUCAAAGCAAUGUUGUACCCAAAUCAUCUCUCAAUUAAUAAAUUGUGACAUUCAAUAUUGAUUAUUUAUAUACAGUUGUAUUGGUGUUCACUUACAACAUCAACAAUCCUCCAACUAUUACAAGUUCCAUCAUAAGCAAUGUUUAUUAAUUAAAUAUUCAAUUCAGUUCAUCUUAACCAGUUAUUUUAUUAACAGAAUUUUAUGAAAACAGUGCAACCUUUAGUGCUGCUACAAAUGCAUAAUUAAUAGCUGUAGCAAAUUAUAUAGGCCAAUUAUAUUGGUAGGGCAUAGCAUUCGAAUGCACACCUCACCCUAAGAAUACCAAAUAAAUGUUUUGGGAAAAUCAUCAAUUUUUACUUGAAGUUAUACCAACUAAUUUAUUGCCAUUAAAAGUAACAGAUGGAUCCAAUUAUAUUUCAACAGCAUUGUCUUCAAGUAAAUUCAGUGGAAAUAGUGCAUUGAUUUAAUUAAAUAAUGUAGAUGUUAAUUAUUAGACUACAUCUAUACAAUAUGAUAGUAGUGGAUUCUCAUAUUUCACUGUCUAAUUUCCAGAAAUAUUAGUCUUUGGUUUGCACAUGCUAUCAUAAUUCAUAUUCAAUCAAUUUACAAUAUAACAUUUUAUUACUAGUGGAUAUUAAAUUAGCACAUAACAACUUACAUAUACUAGCAAUAAUUACCAAUUUGUAGGAUAUAUGGUUGAUAUAUAUGGUACAACAUCUGUUAAGACUUUGAUAUUCGGUUACAACUAAGGACACACAUUUAAUGUAGUUUAAAAUGCAAAUAAUGUUUUGAUAACGGUGAGUGGAGCUAAUGUCAAAUAGAUUAAUUUUGCUGUUAUGGCUUUUGAUGAUACAUUAAUAAAUAAUUCUUAUCAAACCAUUUUUGAAUAAUACAUAAAAUUGUUAAUAAAAUCAAUUGAAUUAUCGACUAGAACACCAUUAAGAUAUGUCAAUCAAUAUUGGGUUUAGAAUCCUUUAUCAAUACCUGGGACAUUUGAAGCAUUAACUGAAUAAAUAGGAGGAUACUUUAUAAGUAAAGGAACAAAUGCAAUAAAUACUAAAUUUCCCUUUGAUAUUUCUCAUAAGAUAAGCACAGAUCUUAAAUAAAAUAUUAUCUAUACUAAUGGAUAUUUAGUAAAUGGAGAUUCUGCCUUUGGUAAAUUAACUAAGUACUUUACAUAAGCUAAUAAUAAGUUUGUUUUAGGGGCAUAAUUAAAUAAUAUUCUGUAUAUUUCAAUUUCAAUGGCUUCAACAGAUACAUUUGUAUCAUGUUCAUAAUCAGAAACUUUGUAUAAAGACAUCUAUGCUUACAUAAGUUUGUGUAAGAGGACUGAAACUUAAGUUUAUUAAAUAUUUAUCAUCAAUUUGAAUGAAUAUGAUGGUUCUAUUGUAUUAUCAUAAAGUAGUACUGAAGUAAAGAUAAGCAAUAUUCAAAAAAUCAAAUAAAUAUAUUACUUAAUGGUAUUAUCUAAAAGUUCAAAUAAUUUAAAUACUUAUGCUAUUAUUUAGGAUAUUUAUCAAGGAGUCUUAAAGUCCACUGGAUAUUUUGGAUUUGAUUUUCAGUGUUAAACUUAUAAUAAUGAUUUAUAAUGUGAUAUAUUUAGAAAUGGGUAUUAGACAUCUAUGAACAAUGAAUUUGAUCCAUUAUAACACUUAGUUACUGAUGUUGAAAAUAUGAAUGGUAAGAAAUGCAGUUAUUUUAAUUUUGAUAAUGCUGUUACUGUUCUUAAAAACUAUUAGGUUCCCUUAGAUGCUUUGCUAAAUGCUUUGGUUUAAAAUAACUACUAGGCACUGGUAGCAGAUAAUAACUAUCAAUAUGAUGCGUUAAUAUUAGGUAAAUUAACUUCCUCUUCACAACCAAGCACUUACAUUGAUGUACCUUAAGCAGGUGUAAGUGAAAUUUAAAAAAUUACUCCAAAAUAUUUUGGAGCAUAAUCCCAAAUUUAUUAGUUUACAAUUAAUGCAGUAUCAGUGACACUUAUCGAAACUAAAAUCGAUGAAAUUAUUAUUUAUAACAAACUUAUUCCAAGCAAUAAAGGAAAAUUAGAUCUUUCUACAUCAUAUUUUAGUGAGUAUGGAAUUGUAUUUUAAUCAAUAUGCUACACAACAUAUGAUUCUUAAUUAUUUCCAAAUACCUACGAAUGCUUUAUUCGACCAUUAAAUCCAUAAUUUGAUACAAUCAACACAAUUGUCACACCUCCUCUUAAAGAUUUAACUUAUAAAAUAUAACAAUAGGAUAACAUAUUCUUAAUUUAUUUACUUUUUGCAGAUUUUGGAGCUAUCCCAUAGCCAAGUGAUGUUGUUUAAUCAAUAAGUCUAGCAAUAUAUGAAUAAGUUUUGAAUUCAGUUUAGAAUGAUCAAUGUAAAUGUUGGGGGAGAUACAGAUAAAAAGAGAAUAAUUGUAGAUGUUAAGAUGGAUAUUAUCCACCAGCAGAUACAGCAUUUGGGUUACUUGAUUGCUAACCCUGUGAUUAUAAGUGUCAAACAUGCUAGUUUUCUAAAACAUAAUGUAUAAGUUGUCCACUGAAUUCAAACAGAAAAUUAGAUCUAAAUUUGUUUACUUGUGAAUGUAAACCAGGUUUUUUAGAAUUAGGUGUUAUUAUCUGUAGUCCAUGUCACUAUUCUUGUGGAAAAUGCAUUACAAUCCCUACUAAAUGUAGUGAGUGCGACCCUCUAUAUCAUAGGACUUGGGAUAGUACCAACUUUUUAUGUCUUUGUAAUGAUGGAUAUUAUGAUGAUGGAGUCAGUUAAAUUUGUGCAAAUUGUGAUCAUAGUUGUAGUAAAUGUUCAUUAGCAGGUAAAGUAUGUUAAACCUGCGUAUUAUCUGUUUUUAGAACUCAAUAACCAGAUAAUACAUGUCCAUGUGAUCCUGGAUAUUAUGAUGAUGGUGUUAAUGCUUUAUGUUAGCCAUGUGAUUAUACUUGUUCAACAUGUGUAGAUACAGCAACUAAAUGCACUGGAUGUAAGAUCAACUCACAUAGAUCUUUAUCUAAUAAUGAAUGCAUUUGUGAUACUCAUUACUAUCAUAUACAUCUAACUUGGGAUUGUUAACAAUGUUCAAUUUAUUGCAAUAAUUGCACAGGGCCAACGAGGACAGAGUGUUCUGAUUGCUAAGCGCUUUAGUUUAGAGAAUUGAUAGUUACAAGUUGUCAGUGUAUGGCUGGAUAUUUUAAGGAUACUUUAGAUUCCGUCAUCUGUCCAUAAUGCGAUUAUCCGUGCAAAACUUGUAAGGUGAUGAGCAAUUAGUGUUAAUCUUGUGAACCAACAUUUAAUAGAUUAUUUGAUUCAUUUAAUAAACGAUGUUAUUGCAAGGAUGGUUAUUUUGAUGAUGGUACAAAUGCAUAAUGUUAACCAUGUUCAUAUAGAUGCAGAACUUGUGUAACUAAUUAAGAUAAAUGUUUGAGUUGCCCAUUAAAUACGAAUAGAAAAUACGACUCUGUAAAGAACACAUGUAAGUGUUAGUCAUCAUAUUCUGAUAUUGGUUUUGCUGCUUGUAUGAAAUGCAGUGCUAGUUGCUAGGAGUGUUAAACUCUACCAACAUUUUGUCUUCAAUGCAACACAAAUAAAACAUUUAGAAUAGACAAGAGCGGCAUCAAUAACACUUGUCCUUGUUAAGAUGGCUAUUAUGAUGACGGAAUGAAUACUGUGUGUAAAUUGUGCCAUCCUUAAUGUAACACUUGCUCUCAAUUCCAAGUAUGCACUUCAUGUAAUAUCACAUAUGGAAGAGUGGAUAAAAGUAGUAUAGAUAAUACUUGUCCAUGCAAUGAUGGAUUCUAUGAUGACAAUCUUAAUAAAUAAUGUCAGAAUUGCCACUACUCCUGUUUGACUUGCAUGGAGAAAAACACAAAAUGUGUUAAGUGCAAUACUAGUGGAACCUAGAGAGUGAAGGCAACAGACUCAUGUCCUUGCGGUGCAGGAUAUUACGAUAAUGGCAAUUUGAUUUGUGAUGUUUGUAAUUAUAAAUGCUAAACCUGUUAAUAAUAGAGCACUUACUGUACUUCAUGUCCUACGAGUAGAUAGGGUACAAGUUGUGAUUGUAAAAUUGGAUAUAUUGAAAGUGGAGUUAAAUAAUGCACAGCUUGUUACUUUAAAUGUGGACUUUGUACUCUCAGUGAUUUGAAUACUUGUUUAGCCUGCAAUUUAAAUAGAAUCAAUUUACCAAUUUGUGAUUGUGAUAAUGGGUUUUACGAAUUGAAUAAUGAAUGCUUAGCUUGUCCUAAUAAAUGCUAAGCUUGUGAUACUACAGCUACUUGUUAAAAUUGCAAGGGAGAUCGACUUAAUAAUCCAGUGUGCUAUUGUCCUGAUGGGUAUUAUGAAGACGAAGUCUCCAUCAAUUGUUAAGUCUGUUUCGGAAAUUGUUCUACUUGCAACAAAGACAAUUGUCUCACUUGCAAAGGAAAUAGAAUUUUAGAACCCUUAUAAUGCACAUGUCCUCCAAAUUCAAUUUCUCAUAUAGAAACACCAUAUUGUUCAGAUUGCAAUGUUGCUGUAAUCUCUGCUUAAUUCAGCAGUGACUUAAGUAUAAUUUAUUUUUACUUUCCAUUCAAUGUACAAUUUGUAUCAACCAAGAAAGUAACACCCUAUUAAGCUUGCUCCUAAAUAUUUAACCCAAGUACAUUUUAAACACUCGGAAGUGCUCCCUUAUGUUCAGUAAUAUAAGAAAAAAUCUUGAUUGUAGAAUUAUCUGAGCAAAGUAGCAUAACCAUAACUACAGUAAUAUAAUUUAACACUGAUAUUUUGUUAAAAACUGGAUGCAGCGCUGCGAUAUCGACAUUUGUUUUGAUUAAUUUCUCUUACAAUCCUGUGAAAAUGGAGCCUUUAUUCGAAUUAACAACAUAUAGUGAUCCACUUACACUUUGUUAAGAUAUUCCAAUAAAUAUAAUCAAUAAAUUUGUUGAUGGAAAAAGAAAUUUAACUGAGAUAACUUGGAGCAUUGUAAAAAUGUAUCCAUAAACCUCAUCGGUCUCUCAGUAUUUAACUAGUCUUUUUGCAGAUGCUAAUGCCAAUAAUUUAUAAUCCAUUACAAUCUAAUUUCUUUCUUUAAGUGAAUAUGGCACAUAUGUAAUUUAGCUAAAAGCAAAAAAUUUUAGAGAUUAAGUUUAUACUGCACAAACAACAAUCCAAACUGAAUCAUAUGAGUCCCCCAUCAUUAAAAUUGAUCCAGAUUAAUAAUAUACAUUCGGUAGAUGGGAAGACUUAUCAUUCACUGUAACCCUUAAACAUUUAUCAUGCUAUACCAGCUCUGUUGUUGAAAUUUUUGAUGCAAUCAGAGUUAAUUGGACAGAAAUUGCUAAGACUCCAAAAGAUACUCCAAGUGUACUCAAGGAUUCUUUCAUCUCUGAAACGGAUGGUAUGACAUUUUUGAACACUUUGAGAAUACCAGCUUAUACAGCAGCUGUUAAUUCCACUUACACACUUUAAGUUACAGCAUCAUUAACUAAUAAACCAAUUAAGACAUCAAUAUAAUUUACAAUAAAAAUAAUUAGUAGUCCUAUGCAGGCUUAUAUUUAAGGUGGAACAAGAACUUAAUCUUUUAAUGAUUAUGCAGUCCUGAAUGGAUUCUGUAGAGAUCCUGAUCUUGAAUAUCCAUGGAACAAAGAUCCAGAUAUUACAUUUAAUUGGAGAUGUAUCAAUCUAGCUACUAGCGAAAGUUGCACAGAUUCAAAUAAAGAGGCUUUAGAGUUAAACGUAACUGAUGCUACCCAGACAUUUAAACCUAGAGUGUUAGAUCCUUAUUAACCACUUUAAUUUGUUAUGAGAAAUACUAAAUAUUCAACUAUAUUGAUUACUUAAAUUAUCCUAUUAGUUAUUGAAAAUGAUUUGCCUAAUAUUUAAGUAAGUUACCCAUCAGGAUAUGAUGGUAGGUAAAUAUUAUUGCAUGAAGAACUCAAUUUUACAUUAGCCACUUCAGUUGAUCCUGAUUCAUUAAAGUACUUUUGCUAAAUUGUUUAUAAUUACAAUAUUGUGGCAUCCUUUACGUUUAAAUUCUUAUAAGUCAAGUUUCGUAUUUGGGAUUAUUGGGAAGAUACUGAUACAUCAAUUAAUGGAAUCCAAAUUAAAAUGGCUGCCAAAGAUAUUUAUCAUUAUAUGCCAUCCACAUCCUCUGUUAAUUUAUUAUUAAACAUACCACCCAAUGAUUGUAAAUUUAUAAUUACCCCAUCAUCAGGAACAUCUAUUACUGACUUAUUUGUUCUAUCAGUCGUAAAUUGCUAUGAUCCCUAGCUUCCUUUAUAAUAUCAAUUUCAUAUUUAUUCUAGUUAGAAAACAUUAGAUAAUGAUAAUUUAAUAGGAGAAACAAUAAAUAAAAAGUCAAUAACAGAUAAAUAAUCAAGUUCUUAAUUGUAAUUAGUAUUGCCAACACCUAUAAAUCUAGAUAAUAGUAUUGCUUAUGAAUUAGUGCUUGUAGCUAGUAUUUAUGAUAAUAAUAAUGGAAUGAAAAACCUAACCAAAACUGUUAAAGUUAAUAGUAUUUAUCAAAAAGUAGAAACUUCAGAUUUCCAAUCUGUUUUAUUGUAAAUCAGAAGAGCACUUAAAUUAAGUGAAACUAUAGAUGAGUCAACUCUUCCUUCAUUAUUCAUUGGUAGCUAAGAAUUAUCAACUCUCUAUAAUUAAUUGUAACCAGAAAAAUAGGCACAAAUGAAGAGUAUUCUUAAAGAUAUUUAUUCUAUUCUAUCAUCAUUUUAAGGUAAAAUGACUAGUAAAGUAUUGGAAGAAUCACUUUUAUCAUCAAUAGCAGCUAUUGGUAGAACUGGUAUCACUUAUGAAAUGGAAGGAGCGAGUGUUGUUGACUUCUACACAAUUAAGCAAUAACUGAAGAAAACUUUUAAAUAGUUAAAUAGAUAAAUAAAUGAUUUGGAUUAUUUUCUACAAUAAAAAUAGAAAUCAGGAGGAUCAACAUCAAAAUUUGAAGAUGCAAUCAAAGCUUUAGAUAAUACACUUCUUAAUAGUGGUUUUGUGACUGAUACAUUAUUUAAUGCUAUAAAAGCUAAUUCAUUUUAAGGAGCAGAUAUUACAGAAUCAGAUGUUAACUCAUUAAAAGAAUAAAUUCAAUAAAUAAAUAAAUUAGUAGCAAUAGCCACUUUAAAGAGAAGUUUAGCCAAUGAAAAGCCUAGAUAGUAUGCAGGUUAAUAAAUGGGUAUGUAGGCCUAUAAAUCAACACCUGCUUAAAUUACAAAAAUAUUAAGUGGAUCAAUAACACCUAGGUUUUUUGGAAGCAGCUCUGAUACAUCAAGUACUGAUUUAUAAGGAUCUGGGAGCGAUGAUAACUUGAAUUUAGAAGAGGAAGCAGAUGAAAUAAAUUAUGAUGAAUAUCUUUCUAUGUUAAAUGGAACCAACAGUACAAAUAGCACUAAUAGUACGAAUAGCACAAAUAGUACAAAUUCAGGAAAUAAGAGAAGACUCCUUUAAUUUGUUGAAUGGAUUUAAAAUAAAAAUAAUCUUCAUUAUUUAAGAAACUUAUAAUAAAUAGAUCCUACUACUGUAAAAUAAUAUGAAGUCAGUAUGUCUAAUUAUGCUACAAGUCCAAAUUUGAAUGAUCCUAAAUUUAAAUCAUAACUUAAUGUUAAUCAAACUAAUGAAGUUACCAAUUCAUCAAAUAUUACUCAUGAUUAAUCCAUCAUUAGCAAUUUUGGUACUAUUUAACCGAAUAUCACAAUGACAGAGAACGGUAAUAGCACAGAAAUAAAAAGUCUUGAAGGCCAAUCCAUUAAAUUAUCAUUUUCUGCUCCAUAAAAUGAUAGUGCCAAUUCAACUAUGGAAUGUGUAUCUGAAUUGAAAGAUACAUGGGAUACUGGUACAUGUAAAAUAAAGAAAGAUGUGGAUUCUAAAGGUAAUAUUGCAUACGUUUGUGAUUGUGUUGUCGUUAAUCCAACAACAGUCAUCACAAAAUUAGAUAGUUUUAUUUCAAACAAGUUAGACUCAGUAUUUAAUGCUGAUUCUUUGAACAUCUUUUUAUAAAUUUAAUUUUGGAAAUAUGCCAUUUUCUACAUUGCUAUUGGAUUUACAGGUGCUUAUGUUGCACUCAUGGUCAUAGGAUUAAGGAAGGAUAAUUAAGAUUUUAUAGAAGAAAUCACCAAAGAAUUAAAUGUAAACACCAAUCUAAAUCCUAAUUUGCAAAAUUUAAAGAAAGAGAUUCAUGACAUAGUUAUAGAAGAGAAAAGCAUGGAAGAUUCAGUGGAACAGGAAGAAGAAGGAUAACCAGUUAUUCAAUCUGGUGAAUUUGCUAGAUUAGCUUUGCUAUCUUUAAAAGCUCCAGAUAAUGCAGAUUUUAAAUAAGAUGAAGAAGGGAAACUAAUUGGUGGUUCUGACGAAGAACAUGCAGGAUUGAAUCAGAAUGACAUUUAUCGAUUAUAAGUAGAACGAAAUAGGGCUAAAAUCAAUUUUAAGUAAGUACAAGAUUAGUUACAGCAACAUUAACUUUAUAAUCCCUCAACAAAUAAACAUUAAAUACAAGCAAAAGAAUUAUCAAAUGUAAUAAAAAAUGUUUAUACAAUUCAUGAUUUAAAAUAUCAACACGGUUAAGAAAUCAAACUAAAGCCUUUAACAUUAAAAGUUCUUUGGGAAGGAAUAUUAACCCUUCAUAGAGUAUUAUCAAUAUUGAUGUUAUAUGAUGAUGUUAUUAGUAGACCAGCUAGAUUUGCUUUGAUUUAUGCCAAAACUAUUUUAGUGUUAGCAUUAUCAGCAUUAUUUUCUGGUAACAUGGGACCUGUUUACGCUACUAUGAUAUCAGUUGGAAUUGGAUAAGUCAUCAAUGUGAUUCUAUCCAUCAUUACAGUUACAAUGAAAGCAUCUCCAAUCCUCAAAUUUUUAGGAAUUUUAAUAACGAUUGCAAUCUCUGCUGUUUGCUGGUUCAUCGUAUUGAUGCUUUCUGCCAGCAUGGAAGAGAUCUAGGCAAAUAUAUGGGCAAUUUAAUUCGCAUCAACAUAAGUUAUUGAUCUAAUCAUUGCAGAAUUCCUUAUUAUAACAAUUAAACUUUCCAUAUAUCCUUGGGCAAUCAAAGCAUUAAACAAUCCAGAUGAAAGUGCCUCUAAAAUCCUAGCAAAUUUAGUUUUUAUAAUAGUGGCACAACCUUAGAUUUAAAAGUUCUUUGAGGUGGAAGAUAAACCUGAAAGUAAUCUAGAAGCUUGA